AUGGAGCCAGGAAUUCCCCCGUCAACUCCCGAUUCGCCAACAUCUCCAUCCAUCGGUUUCAACACCGACCAACUUCCUCACACUCACACCAGCCGCGCUUCCGACGACGAAGCUUCCGUUGAUCCCGACAUCAUUCGCGACGAACCUGAGCCGGAGGAAGAUGAAGACGGAGAAGAUCUAUACAACGAUAACUUUCUCGAGGAUUAUCGGAGGAUGGAUGAAGCUGACCAGUUCGAAUCUGUUGGAUUGGAUGAUUCUGUUGAAGAUGAGAGAGAUUUUGAUCAGAUCAUGGAGGAUCGUAGGGCUGCUGAGGUUGAGCUUGAUACUCGAGAUGGUCGUGCUUCCAAUCGUACUAAGCUUCCUCAGCUUCUUCACGACCAGGAUACUGAUGAUGACGGUUACAGGCCUUCUAAAAGGGCUAGAGCUGAUCACAGGUCUUCUAUACCACCAAGCGAUGAUGAUCUUGAUGGGAUGAAUAGUUCACCUGGAAGGUCACAACGAGGACAACACUCAAGGGACGAUAAUCCAACCACUGAUCAAAAUGAGGAUGACCAGUAUGAGGAUGAUUUUGAUGAUGAAGCUGGGUAUGAGAUGUACCGUGUUCAAGGAACUCUCAGAGAAUGGGUUACAAGAGAUGAAGUGCGCCGUUUCAUAGCCAGGAAAUUCAAGGAUUUCUUACUCACUUAUGUCAAUCCGAAGAAUGAACAUGGCGACUUUGAGUAUGUACGUCUGAUUAAUGAAAUGGUGUCAGCUAACAAGUGCAGUUUGGAGAUAGAUUACAAGCAAUUUAUCUAUGUCCAUCCCAACAUUGCUAUUUGGCUGGCUGAUGCACCUCAUUCUGUUCUAGAAGUGAUGGAAGAUGUUGCUAAAAGUGUUGUCUUUCAGCUACAUCCUAAUUACAAACAUAUACAUCAGAAGAUUUAUGUUCGCAUUACCAACUUACCAGUUUAUGAUCAGAUCCGAAAUAUUAGACAGAUUCAUUUGAAUACAAUGAUCCGAAUUGGGGGAGUUGUAACUAGGCGUUCUGGAGUUUUCCCCCAGUUGCAACAGGUGAAGUAUGACUGUAGCAAGUGUGGGGCAAUUUUGGGGCCAUUUUUUCAGAACUCCUAUUCAGAGGUGAAAGUUGGUUCCUGUCCUGAGUGUCAAUCAAAAGGACCAUUCACUGUCAAUAUUGAACAGACAAUCUACAGGAAUUUUCAAAAGCUCACUCUUCAAGAGAGCCCAGGAAUAGUUCCUGCUGGGCGAUUGCCAAGAUACAAGGAAGUGAUACUAUUGAAUGAUCUGAUUGACUGUGCUCGACCUGGAGAAGAGAUUGAGGUCACAGGUGUUUAUACUAAUAACUUUGACUUGUCCCUUAACACAAAGAAUGGUUUUCCAGUGUUUUCCACUGUUGUUGAGGCAAAUCAUGUUACAAAGAAACAAGAUCUCUUUUCUGCCUACAAACUUACACAGGAAGACAAAGAAGAGAUUGAAAAUUUGGGCAAAGACCCCCGAAUUGGAGAAAGGAUUGUCAAGUCUAUUGCUCCGUCAAUCUAUGGUCAUGAUGAUAUAAAAACUGGAAUAGCUUUAGCUAUGUUUGGAGGUCAAGAAAAGAAUGUUGAAGGGAAGCAUCGUCUGCGUGGAGACAUUAAUGUUCUUCUUCUCGGUGAUCCAGGAACAGCAAAGUCUCAAUUUCUGAAGUAUGUUGAAAAAACUGGCCAGAGAGCUGUAUACACCACUGGCAAAGGAGCUUCUGCUGUGGGUCUCACUGCUGCAGUACACAAGGAUCCUGUCACAAGGGAGUGGACCCUUGAAGGGGGAGCUCUUGUUCUAGCUGACAGAGGGAUUUGUCUCAUUGAUGAAUUUGACAAGAUGAAUGACCAGGAUCGAGUAAGUAUUCAUGAAGCCAUGGAGCAGCAGAGCAUAAGCAUAUCAAAAGCUGGAAUUGUCACAUCUCUUCAGGCACGCUGUUCUGUCAUCGCUGCUGCAAAUCCAAUUGGAGGAAGAUAUGAUUCCUCAAAAUUGUUUACACAGAAUGUUGAAUUGACAGAUCCUAUUAUUUCUCGUUUUGACAUCCUCUGCGUUGUGAAGGAUGUGGUUGAUCCAGUCACUGAUGAAAUGCUUGCAAAGUUUGUUGUUGACAGUCACUUCAAGUCCCAACCCAAGGGUGUUAACAAUGAUGAUAAGUCUGUUAGUGAGUCCCAGGAUGCAUCUGGCAUGCCAACUGACCCAGAGAUACUCCCUCAAGAUCUGUUGAAGAAGUACAUUACAUAUGCCAAGUUGAAUGUUUUCCCAAGGUUUAAUGAUGCUGAUUUGGAUAAGCUUACUCAUGUGUAUGCAGAACUCCGGAGGGAAUCAUCACAUGGUCAAGGAGUCCCCAUUGCUGUAAGACACAUUGAAUCAAUGAUAAGGAUGUCUGAAGCUCAUGCUAGAAUGCAUCUCAGACAGCAUGUCACACCAGAGGAUGUGGACAUGGCAAUUCGUGUUCUACUUGAUUCGUUCAUUUCAACCCAGAAGUUUGGGGUGCAGAAAGCACUGCAAAAGAGCUUUAGGAAGUAUAUCACUUUCAAGAAGGACUAUAAUGAUGUGCUCCUUUAUAUUCUCGGAUUGCUUGUAAAGGGUGCUAUUGAUUUUGAAGAAAUUGUUGCUGGAUCUACUUCUAGUUUGACGCAUGUAGAAGUCAAAGUAGAUGAUCUCUCCAUGAAGGCUCAAGAGCAUGAUAUAUAUGAUCUGAAGCCGUUCUUCAACAGCAGCCAGUUUUCAAGGUCCAAUUAUGUAUUAGAUGAAGAGCGAUCAAUGAUCAUACAUCACCUCAGGUGA
Vicia faba (fava bean) is the source of this 2799-nucleotide messenger RNA. The record is from the annotation of a GenBank genome assembly. NCBI's taxonomy places the organism in Eukaryota, Viridiplantae, Streptophyta, Magnoliopsida, Fabales, Fabaceae.